Molecule: messenger RNA, 4551 nt
Organism: Echinops telfairi (small Madagascar hedgehog)
Lineage: Eukaryota; Metazoa; Chordata; Mammalia; Afrosoricida; Tenrecidae
Gene: PAK5
Product: p21 (RAC1) activated kinase 5
Exons: 10
Coding region: 344-2500 (718 amino acids)
Biological process (GO): cytoskeleton organization; apoptotic process; regulation of MAPK cascade
Cellular component (GO): cytoplasm
Molecular function (GO): ATP binding; protein serine/threonine kinase activity
Source: RefSeq, a predicted model, not a curated record
GGAGCCCGCUUGGACUCUCCCUCCCACCUUCUCGCUCAGGCCCCCGCCUCUUGGCCCCUGCCCUGCCCAGAGUAGUUCCCAGCCUGCGCACGGGGAGCCCGGGAACAUGGCGCUUGGAGCGAUGUAGCCGUCAAGAAGAAAGGGAUGACGAGCCCCGGUGCUUCGCUGACAGCCGGCCAGCAGAAAUACGCUGUGGCGAAAUGUUUCCACCACUUGCCAAAAUGAACACUGAGGAAAAUGAAGAAAACUGAAGAGCCCCGGCGGAACUUUCCAGAACAGAAAUAGUCGCUCUCCUUUGGAGUCUUUCAUUCCUCCACAGUCAUCGUACAAAGGUUUCUGCAUCAUGUUUGGAAAGAAAAAGAAGAAGAUUGAAAUAUCGGGCCCAUCCAACUUCGAACACAGGGUUCACACUGGGUUUGAUCCUCAAGAACAGAAAUUUACUGGCCUCCCCCAGCAGUGGCACAGCCUGUUAGCUGAUACGGCCAACAGGCCGAAGCCCAUGGUAGACCCUUCAUGCAUCACGCCCAUCCAGCUGGCUCCUAUGAAGACCAUCGUUCGAGGAAACAAACCCUGCAAGGAAACCUCCAUCAACGGCCUGCUGGAGGAUUUCGACAACAUCUCGGUGACCCGCUCCAACUCCCUGCGGAAAGAGAGCCCGCCCACCCCGGGGCCUGGGCCCGGGCCGGCCGGCCUGCGCCAGCGCCGCGCGCAGGAAAACGGCUUCCUCUCCUUCUCGCAGUACUCCAGCGAGUCGGACAGCGCCGCCGACGGCCCCGCCGGCGACAAGGCCCGGGACAAGGGGCUCUCCGCGGACAGCUGGGAGCCCUACUUUCAAGGCAGCCCCGCCACCAAGCAAAAUGGGCACGUGGUGAAACUGAAGCCCGGGGAGGCCUACUAUCUGGAGAGGAAGCCUUGGAAAUGCACCCUCUCCAGAUUCCCGGGCGAGUACCACGCGCCCUUGGACGCCCUGAGCCAGCCCAGCGAGUACCAUGACCUCCAGUGGGACCACCCGCGGGCCUCCAGCUGCUCGCCGCUGGACUACCGAGACCCGUUCCCCUUCGCCCCGUCGACCCCGGCGGGGCCCAGCCUGGCCUACAGCGAAAGCGACUGGGGCUCCAGCCUGGAGGACGACGAGCGGAGGCCCAAGUCGUCCUACCUGCAGCGGACCAGCCCGCAGCCCGCCAUGCGGCAGAGGUCCAAGUCGGGCUCGGGGCUGCAGGAGCCCCUGAUGCCCUUUGGGGCAAGCGCAUUUAAGACCCACCCCCAAGGACACUCGUACAACUCCUACACCUACCCUCGCCUGUCCGAGCCCACGUCGUGCAUUCCCAAGGUGGAUUACGACCGAGCGCAGCUGGUCUUCAGCCCUCCGCUGUCCGGGUCUGACACCUAUCCCAGGGGCCCCGCCAAACUACCUCAAAGUCAAAGCAAAAUGGGCUACUCUCCAAGCAGCCACCAGUCCCCGUCUGGGUACCACCAAGCCACUCUGUACCACCAGCCUUCGCUGCAGGCCAGUUCGCAGUACAUCUCCACCGCUUCUUACCUGAGCUCUCUAAGUCUCUCAUCCAGCACCUACCCCCCACCCCGCUGGAGCUCUUCUUCAGACCAGCAGCCCUCCCGGGUGUCCCACGAACAGUUCCGGGCUGCCUUGCAGCUAGUGGUGAGCCCAGGAGACCCCAGGGAAUACUUGGACAACUUUAUCAAAAUUGGGGAAGGGUCGACGGGCAUUGUGUGCAUCGCCACAGAGAAACACACAGGGAAGCAAGUGGCUGUGAAGAAAAUGGACCUCCGAAAGCAGCAAAGACGCGAACUGCUUUUUAACGAGGUGGUCAUCAUGCGGGAUUACCACCACGACAAUGUGGUUGACAUGUACAACAGCUAUCUUGUCAGCGAUGAACUCUGGGUAGUCAUGGAAUUCUUGGAGGGUGGUGCCUUGACAGACAUAGUUACUCAUACCAGGAUGAAUGAAGAACAGAUAGCUACUGUCUGUCUGUCCGUGCUGAGAGCCCUCUCCUACCUUCACAACCAAGGAGUGAUCCACAGGGACAUCAAGAGUGAUUCCAUCCUCCUGACCAGUGAUGGCCGGAUAAAGUUAUCUGACUUUGGUUUCUGUGCUCAAGUUUCUAAAGAAGUGCCAAAGAGGAAAUCGCUGGUUGGCACUCCGUACUGGAUGGCCCCUGAAGUGAUUUCUAGACUACCUUAUGGGACCGAGGUGGACAUCUGGUCACUCGGGAUCAUGGUGCUAGAGAUGAUUGAUGGGGAGCCUCCUUACUUCAAUGAGCCUCCACUGCAGGCAAUGCAGAGGAUCCGGGACAGUUUACCUCCAAGAGUGAAGGACCUACACAAGGUUUCCUCCAUGCUGCGGGGCUUCCUAGACCUCGUGUUGGUGAGGGAGCCCUCUCAAAGAGCCACAGCCCAGGAACUCCUUGGACAUCCAUUUUUGAAACUCGCAGGCCCACCGUCAUGCAUCGUUCCCCUCAUGAGACAAUACAGGCAUCACUGAGCCCAGAGCCGCGCAGUGAAGCACUAGAUGUGGGCUGGAGGACAAGUCAGGAGCACACGAGGAACCCCCGGGCCCGUGCAAAAGGCCUGUGCAUUCCAGACCAGCUGAUUGGUCGGCCAGUGUGAUGACCAGCAGGGUUGGACAGACCAGGGCAUCUUCUUGCGUCUCACUUAAAUAGGCAUCCCUCCACUGACAGCUGGCAGGGGCAUGGGCAGCACGGCUUUGCUUAACCCGUUCCAUGUUCCAGCCCUCAUCCAGUAACUCAGAAGGACUCAAUCAAACUCCGUUAUGCUAGAUCCUAGCCACAUGCAGGGUAACGCAUAGGGUUUUCUAUUUCGAAAGAAUACUUUUCUGGCAAAAAAAAAAAAAAGAAGAAAAGAAAGGAAAAUAAAAAGCACUUUUUUCUUAAUGGUAGCAAUGUAAUGUAUUUUGCAAUGGAUUUGUAAUUUUUCUGUACGAUAGUUUUGAUAAUUUAUAGUACUUUGAUGUCACGUAGCUAUUGUAUCAGUUGGAGUAAUAGUUGUUUCCUAGCAGGAGUUUGAACAAAGCCUUUCCUACUUUUUUAUCCCUUUCAGAGAACCAACGAUUCUUUAGGACCUUUGAUACCGAAGGAAUCUCUCAGUCACCGUCAGCUUUAGUAGACUCUUUCUUAUUUUAACAAGUGUCUUAUAUGAUGGACGAAGAAUUCAGAGUGAUGGUGAUGGUGGUGAGCAUUUCAUUUACCCAACCAAAAAAAUAAGCCACAGCAUACCACCCAAACAGAUCCUUGGGAUAACGCUAAAUAAUUUGAAAAAUACCCCUUUCCUUCAAGGCUCCUGAUUGCAGACCAUUUGUUGCAUGGCAGGACAGUGCUAGUUCCCUCCUUCAAGUGGGUAUGGCAUCCCCUUGUGGCCAAAUUCCCCUUCCAAGGUGCAAUUUCAGUGCUAGGAUCAUUGCACAUAGUUCCCCAAAUUGAAGGUUUCAAAGAAGCUGUGAAAAAAAUCAGUCUCACAAAAAGGGAAGGAGAGAGACGGGCAAGAUGUUUGGUUUCAUCUGUCGCUGUGUAGAAACUGUAUGCUAGCACACCAAACUCUUGUCUGUAUUUGCCUUUGUACCCCAGUAUUCAUCGCUAUCGUUCAUGUGUUGUGCUGGAAGACUGAACUGACUCUAGAGAAUGACUUACCAAGGGGCUAUUGUACCAGGUCUGAGAAGACCAGUGUGACCAUGUCUUCAUGCGUUCCUCACAUAGGAGUCGUGCUGCUGUCUAGAUCUUCUUGAAUGUUGAUAAAAUGAAUGACUACUACAAUACAUUUUUGUGUUGCUUGUUGGAUGAAUUUGCAUGUUAACUGUAGGCCAGUAUAGAUUUGCCUUUAAAACUCUGGAAGAGCUACAUAGUCAUUGUUAGGUUCUAUUAAUUAUGCAUCAAACAAAAGCCAUUUGUUACCAGACUAGAACACCAGAGGCUUUUCUUACUGACUUGACAUAUUGUUCACAAAUCUGAUGUUUAAAUUUGUCAACAGGCUCUGGUUGCUCUAAACGUAAUUACGAAUUUUUGUAAUUAAUAGGUUGCUAAUUAUUUAUUAUAGUUUAAAAAGGGGAAAGGGCAUAAAAUGACCUUCUAAUAAUUAGAUUGUCAGUUUUCCCCCAAAUUGGCAAUGCCUCACCAUAAUUAGGAUCUAUGAUUUUGUUUCCCAAAACUCAGCAGAUCGAUGUGGUAUGUAAAGCAUUAAAAUAGCGAUGUAAUAAAAACUAUCUAAAUUCAGAAAAUUGCAGCCCUAAAAGUUCACGAAACCGAUGACAUUAAUUAAAACAAGACUAUGUAGAAGUUGAAAGGAAAAGAAAAACUUUUUAACCAGAACAAAUAUUCGUGACUAUUGCAGAAAAUAGUGGAUUUUGGAUUCCAAACAUUUUUUGAAAGUGUAAUGGAAAUUUUUUCUGUACUUUUCUUAUCACUGAGUAUUUUUUAAAGUAUCCAUUGAGUUUACCAAAAGUUACUGCAGCUUAAAAAGUUUUGUGACCACUACCUAUUGGCAGAAAAUGCACUUGCAAAUAAAAUAAAUGUUUGCCUUUUC